Peromyscus eremicus (cactus mouse) is the source of this 2361-nucleotide messenger RNA. RefSeq names its product FKBP prolyl isomerase 9 (gene Fkbp9). The coding region runs from base 17 to 1729 and encodes 570 amino acids. The record is from RefSeq and is a predicted model, not a curated record. The transcript has 10 exons. Gene Ontology annotation, molecular function: calcium ion binding; peptidyl-prolyl cis-trans isomerase activity. NCBI's taxonomy places the organism in Eukaryota, Metazoa, Chordata, Mammalia, Rodentia, Cricetidae.
CAGUCCAGGCCGUGCGAUGGCGUUCGGGGCCCGGGGCUGGCGGCCCCGGUCGCUGCUCCUGCUGCUGCUCUGGGUGACCGGGCAGGCGGCGCCCGUGGCGGGCCUGGGUGUGAGCUCGGAGCUUCAGAUCGAGCGGCGCUUCGUGCCUGACGAGUGUCCGCGCACGGUGCGCAGCGGCGACUUCGUGCGCUACCACUACGUGGGAACUUUCCCCGAUGGCCAGAAGUUCGACUCCAGCUAUGACAGAGACUCCACCUUCAAUGUGUUUGUGGGAAAAGGCCAGCUGAUUGCAGGGAUGGACCAAGCCCUGGUCGGGAUGUGCGUAAACGAGAGGCGUUUCGUGACGAUCCCUCCAAACCUCGCCUAUGGAAGUGAAGGAGUUUCUGGUGUGAUCCCUCCAAACUCAGUACUUCAUUUUGAUGUGCUCCUGAUGGAUAUUUGGAAUUCUGAAGACCAGGUUCAGAUUCAGACGUAUUUCAAGCCCCCCACUUGUCCUCGGACUAUCCAGGUGUCUGAUUUUGUGAGGUACCAUUACAACGGAACGUUCUUGGACGGGACACUGUUCGAUUCCAGCCACAAUCGAAUGAAAACCUACGACACGUACGUGGGAAUUGGAUGGCUGAUUCCGGGAAUGGACAAAGGGCUGCUGGGCAUGUGUGUUGGGGAGAAACGUAUCAUCACCAUCCCUCCUUUUCUGGCCUAUGGAGAAGAGGGAGAUGGGAAAGACAUCCCUGGGCAGGCGUCCCUAGUCUUUGAUGUUGCAUUGUUGGACCUCCAUAACCCCAAGGAUAGUAUUUCCGUUGAGAACAAGGUGGUUCCUGAGAACUGUGAUAGAAGAAGUCAGAGUGGGGACUUCCUCAGGUAUCAUUACAACGGCACACUUCUGGAUGGCACCCUCUUUGAUUCCAGCUACUCACGGAACCACACCUUUGACACAUACAUUGGGCAGGGCUAUGUGAUUCCUGGGAUGGAUGAAGGCUUACUUGGUGUUUGCAUUGGAGAGAGGCGAAGGAUUGUGGUCCCUCCUCACCUGGGCUAUGGAGAAGAAGGAAGAGGGAACAUUCCUGGCUCAGCUGUGCUGGUGUUUGACAUCCACGUGAUUGACUUCCACAACCCUUCAGAUUCCAUCAGCAUCACUUCCCACUACAAGCCUCCUGACUGCUCGGUGCUGAGUAAGAAGGGGGAUUACCUGAAAUACCACUACAAUGCCUCACUCCUGGAUGGGACUCUGCUGGACUCCACGUGGAACUUAGGCAAAACUUAUAACAUUGUGUUGGGAUCUGGACAAGUCGUGCUGGGGAUGGACAUGGGUCUCAGAGAGAUGUGCGUGGGAGAAAAGCGAACAGUGAUCAUUCCACCCCACCUGGGCUAUGGAGAGGCCGGUGUAGAUGGAGAGGUGCCUGGCAGUGCCGUCCUGGUGUUUGACAUUGAACUGCUGGAACUCGUGGCUGGCCUUCCGGAGGGGUACAUGUUCGUAUGGAAUGGCGAAGUGGCUCCCAACCUCUUUGAAGAAAUCGACAAGGAUGGCAAUGGGGAAGUCCUCCUGGAGGAGUUCUCAGAGUACAUUCAUGCCCAAGUGGCCUCAGGCAAAGGGAAGCUGGCUCCCGGCUUUAAUGCUGAAAUGAUUGUGAAGAACAUGUUCACCAACCAGGACCGGAAUGGAGACGGGAAGGUCAUGGCCGAGGAAUUUAAACUCAAGGACCAGGAAGCCAAACAUGAUGAACUGUAAGCCUGACGUGAACCAGUUUGUGCCAAGAAGUGCAUGACACCAAGUGACCUGUCAUGGCAGAGCAUGCUGUCAAGGUGUGAAGGUUUCUAGGAAGGUAUGACGUUAGCAAGUAGUAGGUGGGCCGUGUAGUACCUGGUGCAUACAUUGGGGUGGGUUGAUGUCUGUGGUGAGAACUUGGGCAGAUUUCAAGUGAUAGUAAAUAGAAUCUGUGCAGAGGGCCUUGACAUUGGGGAAGUCUACGCUGCCAGACUGUGUUUAUGGGUCUUCUGGGAAGUUGUGUUACUAAAGGAACAUUAUUUCAUAGAAGACAUAGCUGUUAUUGGAGGAAACAGAAGUGCCAGGUGUCUACCUAAAGAGAAUUAUUAUUUUUUUUAAUCUUGCUGGUGUCUUAAAAAAGGGUUCACUACAUGGGCAGCAAGAGAGCAUAAAUGCUCCUGCAAGGUUCCCUGACAGCAGCCAGUGCUCUUAGUGCCCUGCACAAGCUCUGGUGAUACCAGGCCCUGUGCACCACCCCUACAAAUCCCCAUUUCAUGCUUUUCCAGUUCACGCCCUACACUGGCCGCUCUCUACUUGGUAGUGUAACUUGAAGGUUUAACAGGAGCUUCCUGGAUAGGAAAAUACACAGACCAGGU